This is a messenger RNA of Clunio marinus, 1203 nucleotides long. The record is from the annotation of a GenBank genome assembly. Lineage: Eukaryota; Metazoa; Arthropoda; Insecta; Diptera; Chironomidae.
AUGGAUCCAUUAGAAAAGCUUCAUGAUCAUGUUCAUGAAUUAAUUUUCCAACAUCUAACAGUAGAUGAAGUUUUGAACAGUUCAUUGACAUCGAAAUUGUGGUACAAGGCAAUCGGAAGGUCAAAUGAUGUGAUGGGAAAAAUUUGGUUGAAUGUCGGUGAUAGAUUCAAUGAACCAACGAAAUACGAUUUAAAAGCUUUUAGAGGCAGUGAAAGAAUUUAUCAGAAUUUUAAAAUCUCGGAGAUUGAAAAUGGUUUGCAAAUUUUGGUGUUUCCAAAAAGGGAAUGGAGACGAGCUCAAAUGGAUAUUCAAUCGUUCAUUAACUAUAAAGACUACAUUCAUCUUCUUCAGAUUUUUAGUGAGACUAUUGUUGAACUUGAAAUAUUCGACAUGGAUAUUGAAGACGAUAAUUCAAAUAUUUUGAAAUUGGAUUUCAAAGAACUUCAGAAACUUCGAUUUGAGUUUGUCACUGCCGUUGCUUUGAAGCCUUUCAAUCAAAAGUUGAAGAAACUCGAACGACUUUCGUUAGGAAACAUUAUAAGCGAUGGAGGAGAAGCUUUGAAUCAAUUUAUUUCUCUUCAAUCACAAAUAACUCAUCUGAGUUUAUCAUCUGACGCAUUUUAUAAAAUAUUUGAAGUUGAAAAAGAAUUUUCGUUCAAAUUAAAAUAUUUACUUGUCGAGUAUGCAGAAAAGUGCGAGAAAGACAAUUCUAGGAAUGUUGUCAACAAUUUUGUAAAGUUUAUUCAAACACAAGAACAAUUGAAAUGGAUAACGCUUUGUGAAUGGACAAAUAUUGAAGUUGUUCAAGAAAUUCUUAAUUCUAAGUUUAUUGAGCGAGUCUCGUUUGAUUAUUUUGAUAAUGAAUCGACGAUACUUGACGUAUCAACAAUUAAACUUAAUCAGAGUCGAUCGAUUAAGCAUAUUGACUUUGAUUGUGAAAACAUCGAUGGGAACUGGAAGAAUUGGAUCAAACCAAUAAUAGAAUCAUGUGGUGAAGUUACAAAAAUUUAUUUCUUUCACAUUCAUGAAGAACUUUUCGAAUUUGUUGUAGAAAAUUGUAAACAUUUAACUUCUCUUGAGUAUUGCUCAAUAUUCAAAGGUUUUGAAAAUAAUUUUAAUGAAUUAAAAUUUAAAAAUGAUCGAAAUAAUUUAAAAAUUGUCGAAAACAAAUUUUUAGAUUUAAGAAAAGAAAUUUUUAAUUAA